AAACUGGAGAAAGAAAAAAACUAACUCAACGCGGUUAUAAUCGAGCCAUAUCAAUCUAACCAUGGUCAAGUAAAAAAUAUACGAUCCCGAUUUACCCUAGGGAGCAUAUCCAACGGCUGGAAAUAGCUUCCAGAAAAAAGCCUGGGUUAGAGCAGAUUUCGGGGGAAAAUUAACCCAAAAAAAAAAAAGAGAAUAGAAAAGAAAAAGAAAAACCCUAUCGAUCCCGUCGAGUAUAGAUGAAUCAAUAAUUCAAUCUAUGGCAAUGGUUUUGUAGAGGAUGGAGAUGGACUACGUUACAGAGUUUCCUCACACUCACAUGGAUUUUCGUCCCAGGAAGAGACCUCGAUUAGCUUGGGAACCAACUCAAGCACUCGCAAAGGCUCAGUCAGGGAUAUACCGUGGACAAGAUGUUGGGAGUGUGACCAGCUAUGGGCCUUCAAGGGUACCCUCAGACCAUGCUUGUGUGUUUGUAAAGGGGUUGGUUCAAAAUGGCUCUCCCCGAAGGCGAAAUGUUGGAAAAGAUGGGCAUUACACAUUUGUGCUUGGAGAAAAUUUAUCUUCUCGCUACAAGAUACUCAGAAAACUUGGUGAAGGAACCUUUGGUCAGGUUUUGAAUUGCUUGGAUAGGGAAACAGGUGAGAUGGUGGCCAUAAAAGUUGUGCGUAGCAUUAAGAAAUACCGUGAUGCAGCAAUGACAGAGAUUGAUGUGCUACAGUUACUCAAGAAGAAUGACAAAAGCGGCCGUCGUUGUGUUCAAAUACGGAGCUGGUUUGACUAUUGUAACCAUAUAUGCAUAGUCUUUGAGAUGCUUGGACCAAGCCUAUAUGAUUUUCUUCUAAAAAAUAAUUACCGCUCAUUUCCUGUUGAUCUAGUCCGUGAGAUUGGCAGACAACUGUUGGAAUGUGUGGCAUUCAUGCAUGAAUUGCGCCUCAUCCAUACAGACUUGAAGCCUGAGAAUAUACUUUUUAUUUCUCCAGAAUACAUAAAAAUACCUGACUACAAGGUUAUGCCUCAGUCAACAAAUGAGGGAACCUUCUACAAGAGGUUGCCAAAGUCAAGUGCCAUAAAGGUUAUUGAUUUUGGCAGCACAGCUUUUGAGCAUCAAGACCACAAUUACAUUGUCUCUACCAGGCACUACCGUGCACCCGAGGUUAUUCUUGGUUCGUUAAUUUCAGGACUUGGAUGGAGUUAUCCAUGCGACAUAUGGAGUGUUGGUUGUAUCUUGGUGGAAUUGUGCUCAGGAGAAACUUUGUUUCAGACACAUGAAAACUUAGAGCACUUAGCCAUGAUGGAAAGGGUUCUAGGCCCAUUACCUCAGCACAUGCUGAAAAGAGAUGGCAAACAUGCCGAGAAGUAUGUGAAAAGAGGUAGAUUGGACUGGCCAGAGGGUGCAACAUCUCGAGAAAGCAUUAAAGCUGUCCUAAAGCUACCUCAUCUCCAGAACAUAGUAAUGCAGCAUGUAGAUCACUCAGCUGGGUACCUAAUAGAUCUGUUGCAAGGGCUUCUUAGGUAUGAUCCUUCCAAUAGACUAACUGCUCGUGAAGCCCUCAGGCACCCUUUCCUUACAGGAGAUCAUUACCGGAGAUUUUAAGUAGAUUUUGUUUUUUGUAAUUUUCACAUCGUUGUGGGGCUACUAAAUGAGUUCCAAAGUGAGAUGUGAGUGUGGAUUUCUGAAGAAUCUGAACAAAUGCCCAUUCUUAGUGAAGCCUUAUUAUAGGGUGGCCAGAUACCUGGUUUCCAUGAAAUGUUAUAUUGUUCUGGUUUUGUAGACGAUAUAAGUUGUUAGGAGAUCCCCAUUGUUGUAUCAAAGACUUUGCAGUUGUUUAUGCAGGGCUUUUUUUCCUAAGAAA
Molecule: messenger RNA, 1850 nt
Organism: Mangifera indica (mango)
Lineage: Eukaryota; Viridiplantae; Streptophyta; Magnoliopsida; Sapindales; Anacardiaceae
Product: serine/threonine-protein kinase AFC2-like
Exons: 12
Coding region: 278-1591 (437 amino acids)
Biological process (GO): protein phosphorylation
Cellular component (GO): nucleus
Molecular function (GO): protein kinase activity; ATP binding
Source: RefSeq, a predicted model, not a curated record